Molecule: messenger RNA, 1772 nt
Organism: Colletotrichum navitas
Lineage: Eukaryota; Fungi; Ascomycota; Sordariomycetes; Glomerellales; Glomerellaceae
Exons: 1
Coding region: 142-1545 (467 amino acids)
Molecular function (GO): UDP-glycosyltransferase activity
Source: RefSeq, a predicted model, not a curated record
CAGGUAUAUAAAUAAGCCCGAUGAUAGUGCUGCCCGUGGUUUGGGAUGACUGUGUUGUGCUGGUCCAUCCACGCCAUCUCAGUAGUUCAUGCACUUGGAGUUCUCGACAACUUGGCGAUAUCAAUACCUUGAAACUAAGCCAUGACGAUGUCAGACGACGCCAUCGCCCGCAUCGAGGCGGCGGCCAACGACGGCGUCAGUGACGGCAGCAAGAAGCGACCCUACCUCGUCUUCUGCUCGGCGCCCGCCUCGGGCCACACGUACCCCAUACUACAGAUCGCCGCAGAGAUGAUCCAGCGAGGGUUCGAGGCGACCUACCUCGCCGGCGAGGAGUUCCAGCCGCAGGUUAAGCGGAUGGGUGCCGAGUUCGUCGCGCUGCCGUCCCUCAUAACUCCGGCUUUCCUCGAGGAACGCAGCAAGGUCCCUCCUGGCGAGGCUCGGAUGUUGUGGGACGUGAGCAACAUCUUCAUCUCGUUGGUGCCCUUGAACUUCCCCGUGAUAAUGCGGACCCUCGAGAAGAUCCGCGCGGAACGUCCCGGCCAGCAGGUCAUCAUCGUCCACGAAACCUGCUUCAUGGGUCUCCUCCCGAUGGUGUCGGGGGCCCCGUUGCCAAAGGGUUAUACUACCAGACCCCCCGUCAUCAAUGUCAACGUGAUCCCCGUUGCCGCCGCGAGCAUCGACACCGGCCCAUUCGGACCCGGCCUCCCACCCGACUCGACCGAGUCUGGCCGCGCGAGGAACGCGCUUCUCAUCGGCCUGUUCUUUAAACCCGGAGGGCCGUACGACCAGUUGCGACAAGAGUAUAACGCCGUCGUCAAAUCGCUCGGGGCAACGCAAGAGGCCCCGAUCGACCUUAUUCGGUCGUGGCAGUCGAGCUACGACAUCACGCUGCAAAUGACCCCGCCGAGUCUCGAAUAUCCCAGAUCCGACAUCCCUGACGUCAUCAAGUACGCCGGGUGCCUCCCGCCGAAGCCCAUCGACCCCAACUUCAGAUACCCGGAGUGGUGGAGCGAGAUCACGGCCGGCACCAAGAAGAUCGUCGGAGUCACGCAGGGCACCGUUGCCAUGGAGUACACGGACCUCAUCAUCCCCACGUUGCAGGGCCUUGCCCAUCGCGACGACAUCAUCGUUGUCGCCAUCCUGGGUGCCAAGGACGCCGCCUUGCCAGGAGAAGUUGCGGUUCCGGCCAAUGCGAGAGUCAUAGACUACAUUCCCUAUGACGCCCUGCUCAAACACGCCGACGUUUGGGUCAUGAACGCCGGGUUUGGCGGUUUCACGCACGGCAUCACCAACGGGGUGCCCAUGGUCCUCGCCGGCGAUACCGAGGACAAGCCCGAGGUCGCGAUGCGAGGGCAGUGGGCGGGCGUGGCGUACAACCUCAGGGCGGGCAACCCGACGCCACAGCAGGUCGCCGACGGUGUCGAAGAGAUUCUCGCCAACGGCAGGUACAAAAAGCGCGUGAUGGAGGUCAAGAAGGAAAGCGAUGAGCUGAAGGUUCUGGAUGUCGUGGAGAAGCAGAUCUGGGAAUAUGCGGAAUCUUCGUAGGUUGAAUCGAAUAGACAACAAGUCGGUUCGUUCCGCAACGCUGCUGGUGCGACAUCGCUACACGAUGACAAGGCUUGCUGGGCCGAGUCGCCCUUGGGAAAAGCUGCAGAUUUUGCUAAACUUAGCGCGCUCAAUCGAUAUGGUCUUGCUGUCCACUCCGAUCUACAACGCUUUCCCUUCCGUGAAUCAACCUCAUUAUAUACGCAGGUCUCCUCCUCCAUCAAAGG